Messenger RNA from Durio zibethinus, 2533 nucleotides. RefSeq lists its product as uncharacterized. Gene Ontology annotation, molecular function: DNA-binding transcription factor activity, RNA polymerase II-specific; protein dimerization activity; RNA polymerase II cis-regulatory region sequence-specific DNA binding. Gene Ontology annotation, cellular component: nucleus. NCBI's taxonomy places the organism in Eukaryota, Viridiplantae, Streptophyta, Magnoliopsida, Malvales, Malvaceae. Gene Ontology annotation, biological process: regulation of transcription by RNA polymerase II. The record is from RefSeq and is a predicted model, not a curated record.
AAAAGCUGAACAUCUUUUCUUUGUCUCUUAUAGUACAGCUGCUACACUCUUUUUGGAUGCUAAGAAAGCAAAAAUGAAAAUGAUAGCUUCUUCUGCUUACUACUGCUGACGCUCUCUCUCACUUUCUUUUCUUCUCCAGGACAAAUACUGAAGGACUUAAAUAUAUAAAGAGCUCUGCAGUGUCCUCAUUGUCUGAUACAAAGCAACAAAAAAGAAGUGAAAUUCCUGAGGAGUCUGAAGUCGAAAGUUUGAGCUUGUAGACAGUCAGCUGUGUAUAUAGACAAUGGAUGACUAUCUUGAUCAGUAUUUCUCUUGCUUAUCAUGGUCAGAUGUAAAUGUCAAGGAAAGGUCAUCUUGGGUCCAUAGUGAACCUGAAAAGCCAAAUGCAUUGCUGUCUAGUUCACUAGGAGUAUAUCAAGAUGAUAAAAAUAAUUCACCUGUAAGCAUGAUUAACUCGAACUACAGCAUGGGGUGCUUAGCUGCACAUGGUACUCCUCUAGUUCCUCACGGAGAGUCAGGUUGUGGUGUUGAACAUAGUUUGUUGUCUGGGGAAAGUGGACCACAAAUGGAUGGUGAAAAUUGUCUCCGUAACUCCUCAAAAGAGAUGCUGAAUGUAAGCUUCGGAUUUGGAAAUCUGGAACUGCAAUUUAUUACAGCUGUUGACUCCUCUGGCUCACUGAGCCUUGGUUCUUCAAAGGAUCUUCCAGUUGUUGCUGAUAUGACUCCUUCUUACUCGUCUAAUGAGAGAGGGCAUGCAAUAUGCAAUGGAGGUGAAUCUUCUGAGUUUCAGAGGUCACUUACAGGCUUGGAAACUCUUUCUUCAAUUCCACAAUUAUGGCAUCCACAACCUUAUGACACUGUUUCUUCCAUUCCCACUUUGAUUGAACAAACCAGAAUGCAGAGCUCUUGUCUUCAACGAGAAAAUGGAAAUGUAGAUGAUGAUGGAAAUAUUAACAGGUUUGUUGAGAUUGAUAAAAUUCUGCAACCCGAGAACUUAUUCGCCUCAGUCAAUGAAAAGGGAAAACAAGAUAUGCAAAAUUCUCUUUACCCUUCUUUUCCUGCCGACCACCAGAUAACAAAGACUAUGAUUGGCUUACCCUCUCUGGAGCAGAGUGCAUCACCUACUCCAAACAAUGAUUGCAAUGGAAUUGGGAAACCUCGAGUAAGAGCACGUCGAGGUCAGGCUACUGAUCCACACAGCAUUGCAGAGAGGCUUCGAAGAGAGAAGAUUGCUGAAAGGAUGAAGAAUCUGCAAGAGCUUGUACCUAAUUCCAAUAAGACCGACAAGGCCUCUAUGCUUGACGAAAUCAUAGAGUAUGUCAAAUUUCUUCAACUGCAAGUCAAGGUACUAAGCAUGAGUAGGCUAGGGGCAGCAGGAGCAGUUGUUCCUCUCAUCACUGAUGGUCAAGCUGAGGGAUCCAAUGGCUUAUCACUUACACCGUUGGUGGGUCAAGGAGUUGAUUUUUCACCGUCUCCUGAUCAAGUUGUUUUCGAACAGGAAGUGGUGAAGCUCAUGGAAUCCAAUGUGACAAUGGCCAUGCAAUAUCUGCAAAGUAAAGGUCUCUGCCUUAUGCCGAUUGCACUCGCUGCUGCCAUAUCCAAUGGAAAGGCAUCGUCAUCACCAGGUCAUGCUUCUGAGGAGAGGAAGAAAUUGGCCUUCACAAAAAGUCUAGUAAACAAUGACAUUGUUCACAACACCUAUAGCAGCAAUGGUCUUGUUCAAAACUCCAAUUGCAGCAGCAGCAGCAGUAGCAGUAGCAGUAGCAGCAGCAGUGGCAGCUUGCCUGGUGUUGGGAUUAAUCACAUGACCUCUGAUAGUAAUUUUAUGAUUGGAAAGUUCAGUGCUGGUCUUAUGGCCAAUGGUCGCAAUGGCACCUUCAAACAAGAAGUGAACACUCUGUGCACUGCCAAAUGACUGAAUCCUAAACUGUAGACGGUAGGCUUGAACACUAAAACGCCCACUUAUUAACCAAGUAGAUAUAAGACUUGUUAUCUAGACUGUUGAAAACUUUCUUUAUUCCAUGUUUGUUCUUUUCAUUUGUUCCCUUUUCUAUAUGUUUUGCUUCGUUUUCCCUGUUAUAUAUCUUUUGCAUGACAAGCAGUGUGGGGUAAGUUGAUUGGAAAUAUGUACAUAAGUACAUAUAAUGGAGAUCUCAUUGGUGAAUUUAAGAACAUGCAGAUUUAUAUUUACAGCGAAUUAUUUUAUUAAAAAACUGCUUCAUCUUUAGUUGCUACAAACCUUAUACUUGCUGCAGAAAUCCCACAAAAUUAUGUUAAGUCCCCAUCCAAUAACCACGACCUCUUGGCUCUCGGCACCGUCUUCAUUUGUCCUGUUGCUAUGAGAUACAGCCAAUCCCAACCACCCCAUCUAAAAGUCCACAAGUAGACCGAGGCUUCUGUUGCCAUCUUCUCCCUGGGAUUCUAUGUUUUCAUUUUCCAUCCUGGUGGCACUGUGACGAGUGAAUAUAAACCAUCCAUUUUCCAUUCCGCUACCAAUAAAGAGUUCAUGUUAUAAAAAUCUAACAUUGAUUGG